AAUGAGUGCAUAACCAUAACAAUAAAUAAUAUUUGGUGCUUGCAAAGUUAAAGAUGGAUUGUACAUAGGUGAUGAAUAUGCAGCAAAAGUAAUAUAUAUAAAAUUUAAUUAUUAAGGACAUAGAAUUUAUUGUGGCAAAUAAAAUUGGCUAUAUUGUUAAUUGUUCCUCUGAUUCUAUUGAAAAUCUAUUAGAAAACAUUGGUAUCAUGUAUUUCUCAUUUUAAUGGCCAGAAGAUUAACCAGAAGUAAAAGUUUUUUAUUUUAAUCAAGAUAGUUGUAUCAAAGGAUUUUGUAAAUAAUGUUCAUGAGUUUAUAGAAGAAAGUGUUACUUUAGGUUAAAGUUGUUUGAUAACCUCUUUACAUGGAUAGAGUAGAGCUUGCUCUUUAGUUACAAUUUAUUUAAUGAAUAAGUAUGAUUGUUAAUUAUUAACUUAAGAUUCAAAUGGUCACUUUAUAAAACACUAGAAUAUUUGAACUCCAGAAGAAGUGAUUUAGAAAUCAAAACAUCUUUUUUCACUGUUCUUAAUCAAAUUGAGAAAUUACUUAAUCCAGAAACUCUCUCUAAAAAAUGGGAAAUGUUUAAUUUAUUUAUUAUUAAUUUUUAGAUAACCUAAUACAAAUCCAGAUGAAGUUAUUAUUACUAAUACAUUUUUCAAUGCUCAAUCAUAAUAAAUAGAUUAAAUUUAUAUUCAACCAACAGAAUUCUAAAAAAUGAAUAAUAAAUCUUACAUUUCCUUAAUUGGUUGGACAGAACAACAUGUUUAAUAAAAACAUAAUCCUCUUAAUUAAUUUAAAUCAAUUCUAAAAGUAUCAAAAUUAAUAUAAUUAGGGAUCAAAUGCUGUUUUUACUAAAGAUGGAGGAAAUAGAAAACUUGCACUUAAAUCAUUUUCUGUAAAUAAAGAAAACAUUCCUGAAAGUGUACCUUAAAGGAAAAACACUCCUUCUUAAAGAUCUACAUAAAGAAGCACUAGCAAUCCUAAGUAAUUAUAAUAGCCAUUAAUUGCCUCUCCAUUUAUUAAUUAAUCUCAACUUCCACCUCCAAAUCUAUAGAAUCAAAUUUCUAAUCAAAGUUAAAAAAUUCCACCAAAAACUACAUAACCACUUCCUCCUUCAGGAUAGAAUUCAAAAAAGUCCUUAAUUAUCCAAAAAGAAAAUAGUUUACAUAAAAAAAAUAGUGGCAAUUAAGUAGUAUAUCCAGUUAAAAUCUUAAGACCAAAAAUGCCUAAUUUUGAUAAUAUUUGA
This is a messenger RNA of Paramecium primaurelia, 1243 nucleotides long. Lineage: Eukaryota; Ciliophora; Oligohymenophorea; Peniculida; Parameciidae. The record is from the annotation of a GenBank genome assembly.